GUGAUUGUAGAAAAAUGGCCGCGGUGCAGUGGCGUUCCCGUGGACGCAACUAUGACGCGGAGCUGCAGAGGUGUCGUCCUGAAAUGGCACCGGUUGAGUUUGGAGACUACCAUCCCCUGAAACCCAUCAUGGUGACCGACACAAAAACCCGCCGUGGGGCUCGUAAAGGCAGCACCUCCUCCUCUUCCUCCUCCUCCUCCUCAGUGCCCCCAGACCCCCUCAGCUCCAUGCUGGACGGCACCGACCCUCUGUCCAUGUUUGCAGCAGCGUCAGCCACUGAGACUCCAGCCGUGUCCCACAGCGCCUCAGCAGGGGAUCUGGGGAGAAAGAGGAGGGAGAAGGAGGAAGAGGCAGUGGGACCAGACUUUGAGCCCUGGUAUUCAAAGAGAGGAGAGAUCCUCACCAGGUUCACCACCACUGAAAAACUCUCCAUUAAUCUUUUCAUGGGCAUUGAUAAAGGAAAAGCUCAAAGUCCAGGAUCCUCAGGUGUUUCUGAGAAAGUCCGAACUCGCCUGGAGGAGCUUGAUGAUCUGGAGGAGGGUUCUCAGAGAGAGAUGCUGAACCUCUCCCAGCAGGAUUACACAAACCGCAUCGAGGAGCUGAACCAGUCCCUGAAGGAGGCCUGGUCCUCGGACCAGAAGGUCAAAGCGCUGAAGAUUGUCAUCCAGUGCUCCAAGCUUCUGUCCGACACCUCUGUGAUCCAGUUCUACCCCAGCAAGUUUGUCCUCAUCACGGACAUCCUCGACACAUUCGGUCAGCUGGUUUAUGAUAGAAUCUGGACCAUGUGCUCGGAUCCGCAGCCUUUGCCGGACUCGUUCACAGUAGAGGACGUGAACGACACGGCCAAGGAGACGUGUCUCAACUGGUUCUUCAAGAUCGCCUCCAUCAGGGAGCUUCUGCCCAGACUAUACGUCGAGGCCGCCAUCCUCAAGUGCAACCGCUUCCUCAACAAAAAUGGCAUCCAGGAGACGCUCCCUCGGUUGACGGCGAUGAUCCGGGGGAUUGGAGAUCCUCUGGUGGCUGCGUACACCAGAGCGUAUCUCUGCAGGAUUGGCAUGGAGGUAGCCCCGCACCUGAAGGACAGCCUGAACCGCAACUUCUUCGACCUGCUCACCACGUUUCGCCAGAUCAGCGGCGAGAGCGUCCGCAACCAGCUGGUGGUGCAGAGGGUGGAGGUGCCCGAGUACCUGACGCUCUACUCGCCCGCCAUCAGCUGGAUCCUGCAGUGCAUCGCCUACAGAGCGCCGGAGCCUCUGCUAACAGAGAUGAUGGAGAGAUGCAAGAAACUGGGAAACAAUGCUUUGCUGCUGAACUCUGUCAUGAGGGCGUUCAGGCCGGAGUUUGUCGCAGCCAGAGCUACGGACUUCAUCGGGAUGAUCAAAGACUGCGACGAGGCCGGUUUCCCAAAGCAUCUGUUGUUCGGGUCUCUGGGUCAGAGUCUGGCGUCUGCCGACCCGCCAGAGUCGGAGAGGCUGACGAUUCUGAACGAAGCCUGGAAGGUCAUCACCAAAGUUCGCAGUCCGGUCGAUUACAUCAGCUGUGCCGAAAUCUGGGUGGAGUUCACAUGCCGACACUUUACCAAACGUGAGGUCAACACCGUCCUCGCUGACAUCAUCAAACACAUGACUCCGGACCGGGCGUUUGAAGACGCCUAUGCUCAGCUCCAGUCUGUCAUCAGGAAGAUCCUCACCUAUUUCCACGACUUCUCCGUCCUCUUCUCCAUGGAGCGUUUCCUGCCGUUUCUGGACAUGUUCCAGAAGGACAGCGUGAGAGUGGAGGUGUGCAGAUCCAUCAUGGAGGUCUUCAUCAAACAUCAGGUGGAUCUCACCAGAGACCCGGUCAUCCUCAACGCUAUGCUGCACAUCUGCAAGACCAUGCACGACUCUGUCAACGCUCUCACUCUGGAGGACGAGAAACGAUCUUUGGCUCUGCUGAUCAUCGGCUUCAUUCGCAUGGUGUCGUUCGGUCGUGACUUUGAGCAGCAGUUGAGUUUCUGUGUGGAGGCCAGAGCCACGUUCUGUAACCUGGAGCCAGUCCUGGUGCAGCUCAUCCACACGGUGAACCAGCUGGCGAUGGAGACCAGGAGGGUGAUGAGGGGGAGUCACUCACGGAAAACAGCGUCAUUUGUCAGGGCUUGUGCGGCCUACAGUUUCAUCACCAUCCCGUCUCUCAGCAGCAUCUUCAGUCGCCUCAGCCUUUAUCUGCUCUCUGGUCAGGUGGCACUGGCCAAUCAGUGUCUCUCUCAAGCCGACGCCUUCCUGAAGGCCGCGGUCAGUAUUCUCCCAGAAGUCCCUCGCUCCAUCAGCAUCGAGGGGAAACUUCGCUCCUCAGAAAGCUUCCUGCUGGAUUUCAUCAACAACUUCCUGGCUACACUUCUGGUUGUCCCGGAUCACCCAGAACACGGUGUGCUCUACUUAGUCCGCGGUCUGCUCAACAUGGUCCAGGAUUACACCUGGGAGGAAAACAGUGACGCCAAGGUGCGCAUUUACAUCAGCGCGCUGCCGCUGCUGGCUGCCAUGAGCCAGGAAACUUACCUCUACUCCAUCCCCAAAGUGGACUCCAAUGAGACGCUCUACGGAGGAGACCCCAAGUUCCUGUCCGAGAUUAACAAGCUGAGCGAGACUCUGAUCGCACAGAUCCUCGACCAUCUGAAGGCACUUGGGCGUGAAGAGCAGAGCACGCGGCGUCAGGGCGCCGUAGCGCUCUCCCUCUUCAGCACGCUGUUGGCUCACGGCGACCUGAGGAACAACAAGCUGAGUCAGCUGACCGUCAACCUGUGGAACCUGAGCCACAAACACGGACACUGCGAGACGCGGAUCUCGGUUCGGACUCUGGAACACAUCAAACACCAGGCUCAGCAGCCUGACAUGGCUCACCUGUCGGAUACAGUCCAGAGACUCACGCUGCAGACCCGCACCUGAACACGUAUGAGCCUCGUAGACACUUCACAUUUGUGUAAAUAAAAAAAAAAAUAAGGAAGUAAAAUGUGAAGAAAAAUCAGUGAAUCAGUUAUAGACAUUUAAGCUGAAGUUACAGAAGAGUGUUUUUGUGCUAGGUCUAAAGAUGCCAACUUUUGUUCUAAAAGUUCAAAUCACAUUUUUUUAACAUAAAAUGCUUCAAUGACUAAAAAACUACAGCUGCAGCACUUUUUUUGAAUUUACACUUUCAGUGUUCACCCGCAGAUCGAAAGAAAAAUAAAACUAAUGUACAGUUUAUGAAUCAUGCGUCAGUAAGUCAUAAGUAAUACUGUUGGUUUUACUGUGUCCACGACUUAAUAAACUGCUUUGUAUUUAAAUACUGA
Messenger RNA from Solea solea (common sole), 3301 nucleotides. It is a transcript of the gene vps35l, whose product is annotated as VPS35 endosomal protein sorting factor like. NCBI's taxonomy places the organism in Eukaryota, Metazoa, Chordata, Actinopteri, Pleuronectiformes, Soleidae. Bases 15 to 2921 code for a protein of 968 amino acids. The record is from RefSeq and is a predicted model, not a curated record. The transcript is spliced from 29 exons. Gene Ontology annotation, biological process: endocytic recycling. Gene Ontology annotation, cellular component: endosome.